GCCUAGAGCCGCCCGCUUCCCUCCCCGCGCACCCGGACGGCUCCUCCCAGUGUCUCGGGUUUCAAUGGCUCCGCCUGCCCGAAAGCUCCGGGUCGCAGCACUGCACCAGGAGCCCGUAAACUGCGCGCGGCUGCCAGGGAAACUUUCUCCGGAGCCGGCGUCAGGGUGCUGCGAGCCGCGCACCUGUUGUUGCCCCGGGACGGAACGCAGGGGAGGGCUGGGGGCCUGGGCGUCGAGUGCGGGGUUGGCGGGGCUCCCCGUCUCAGCCCCGGGAGCGUCUAAGGCCCUCCCGGGAAAAGUAGGGAGGAAAUGAGCGGGGAAGCCAGAGGAGGCACUGCCAGCAUCAACUCGACGCCUGUCAGAGUUCCCUCGGGGACACAGGGCGCCAGGACUGACCUGGGCUUGCUUCCCAGGCGCGGGAGCGUGGGCGAGCUCCUACCUUCCCAGGGCCCCCGCGGUCUUGUCUGUGAAAUGGGAACCGCACAGUGGGAGAGAAUUAGGUAUGGCCGCUCGGGUUAGUGCAGGCGCCCCUUACGCUACCGUGACCCUCCCCGGGCCAGGACGCCCCCUAUGGCCGGGGGCGGGGAGGUGGAGCAGGUCAAGGUGGCGGGAGCCCGGAGUUUGCGCCAGUUCUGGCCCUGGAGCGCGCCUCCCCGAGCCCGCAGCCUCCCGGGCCCUAGGGGAUGCCAUACUUGGCCGUCUCUUCAGAAAACCGGGCAGAGCCGUUGCAAUUUCUCAAUGUGAAUGCACGUGGAGCAAAACCCGCCAAAGCCCGCCAGCCCCUAAAGUGCUCGGAUAGGAGCAGGAGUAGAGCCUUUGUAUGCUGAGAAAGUGCCUCUUUUCCUCCUGCUCCCUUCCCUUCUUCCUGUGGGGACACGUGGCAAGGCCGGGUGCAAGGUCAGUUCAGCCUCACACUGGCCACUUUCUCCCGCCACACGUACACUUACGGCCACACGGUAAGGGAGCAAAAAUCUCUCAUCAAGGCUCCACUGCCUUUUCUUGGAAGGCAACCUCAGUGGCGAAUUACUCUCGUCUUUUAUGACCUGCAUCUAAAAGCUGUGACUUUGAGUUGCUUUUCUCCUGAUUUUAGGUGUGUACCCAGUAGACAUUUUGGACGAUGACCCUGACGCGCAUCGGAAAGCGGCCCUGGCUUGCUACACUGCACUUGGGGAAGGAGGUGAGGCCUCAUCUGAGGUUUUCUGUCUUCCCACUGGGGAGCAGAUUUGAGGCUGAUCUGCUGAAGGAGACAGUCUUCUUGUUUUAUAUGGAUACAAUUUCACUCCUACCAGAUACUGUUAUCUGGCGGGCAAAGCUGCUUGAGAAAGACAGGGUUUUGUUUCAUGGCACUGAAGUUGUUCCUGAGUCAAUGAAAACAAUGGCUUGUACAGUUAAUUGUGUGGCUUCCUUGAGAUUUUGGAGAUGCUAGCUCGCAGUCACUCCCAGAAGAAUCCAGCACUCAUCGAAAGUUUCAGCUGGGCGUGAGGGGCUUACACCUGUAAUCCCAGCACUUUGGGAGGCCAAGGUGGGCAGAUCACCUGAGGCCAGGAGUUCAAGUCACCAGGCUGGAAUACAGUGGUGUGAUAUUGGCUCACUGCAGCCUCCUCCUCCCAGGAUCAAGCAAUUCUCCUGCCUCAGCCUCCCUCCCGAGUAGCUGGGACUACAGGUGAAACUUGAAGCUUCAUCUGUUUGCUUUUGCACUGUGCACCGUGAUGAACCUCAACACAAGAUACUGGUUUUGGUUAAUCCCCAGGACACAAAGACAGUUGUGGCUGUUUACAUAAAGGAAUCCUGGUGGUCCACGGAAGAUGCAAUAAGAACCUCUGAUCCGGCAAGAGAAGGGCUGAUGAAGGUUCAGUCAUUUGGGGAAAGGAUUGUGCUUUUCAUUCUAAACGUCAUAAUUUUUGGAAGAUUGGAGAGAAAUUUGGAUGACGAUGACAUGUUUUUUCUACCUCACUCCGUGAAGGAGCAAGCUAAAAUCCUGUGGAGACAUGGAGCGGCUGUUGGGUUUUACACAACCAAGAUGAAAGGCAGCCUGUGUGGCAGUGGCACAGGUGCGUGCUACCUGCUACCUGUCUUUGACACCGUGUUUGUCAGGAGGAAACACCGGCGCCAAGGCCUGGGAACGGCCAUGCUGCGGGAUUUCUGUGCGACAUUCCCAGAUGACGAGGCCCUGGGGGUCAGCUGUCCAAUAUCUCCUGCCAUGUACCAAGUCUGUAGGCAGUUCCUGUUUGUCUGUCCAGAGGAGCGAGGGCGACUGUGGGAGGUGAAGCCCCCAGGGGCUUGGGGCCAGCGCAUCAACAUUUGGCUCAAGGUUCAGCUUCAGCCAAGACUUCCAGACUCACACCCAGGAAAUUCUAAGGAGGAGGACGUCAGCCGUCAUGCGAGGACUUCUUGGAAUGACAGACCCAGACAGUCUGCCCCUGGAGACAGCAGCAAGCAGGAAGUGCAGGCAGAAGCCAGGCCGGGACACCUGUAUGUCCUGAACGUCCAGCCCCAGACUGUGCGGUCUGACCCCAUUACUGUGAUUAAUCGGAAUGCCUGUGGAUUCUUUUCUGACUUCAGGAGAGGAUGUGUGGAGAAGAGCUGGAAGACACAAAGAAUGAUCCAGACCAUGGAGCGGAGGAGGAGGACAUGGGGCUGGUGGGCCAGCUGCAGGGCAAGCUUGCAAGGCCCAGUCCCUGAUGCCUCUGGAUGCCCAGGAUGCCCAUCUGGGCCAGGUCCAGAGGCCUGCCUGGGCUCCCAGGAUUUGGGUCUGAGACUUGUGUGACUGGAACACACCUUUCCUGGGGAUCUUUGAUGGGCAGAUGACCCCAUGGACCCCAGUUACCUCUGAGGUAGGCUCAGGCUCUAGAACGCCUGAGAAUGUUCUGCGCUCAGUGUGCGACACUAUGCACCAGCAGGGAGAUAGUUCCCCAAGUUAAUGGCUGACAGUUCCUACAAAUUUCAGCAGCUUACUUGUUAAACCUAAUAUGGUUUCUGUUUCUCAGGGUAAAUUGGUGGGACUUCACUGGAACCCCAGGGAGGUUUUACUGAAAGUACCUCUUUCCUUCUAGAAGUUUAAAGACGCUCCGGAAAGGGCCACACCCAUUUCAUCUAGGCUGCAGAAACCUAUUGCAGUUUUGUGCAUGCCAGCCCUGCCAUUGCUGUGAGAUCACGGACACCAAAGAGGUUUCCAGGGAGACACAUGUCCUUUCCACUUCAGCCACAUCAGAAGUGCCUUGAGGGCAGGGGCAGGGGCUGCUGUCUACGGCAGGCCUGGAGCUUCUUCUGGGCUCGUAUACAGGAGGCGCUCAGAGAGGCUCUGCACAGGCUUCAGCCAUCAGCUUAGCUGGGAAGCAUCGGUAGGAAUUUGGGCAGAGGGUGCUUCUAGCAGAUUGGUAGCCUUAAGUGGAAAGGCUUGUGGUAGUAAAAGUAACUAAAAACGACAACCUGGCUCAAAUGUGACGUCGGCUUCCCUCUUCUCAAAUGCUGAUGGAGCCCUGUUUGGUGGCUUACACCCGGCCACUCUGGGGGUGCAGAGACCAGGACCUGCUCUCAGGCCCCAGCGCCGACAGGCUAGGCAGAGCUGUUCCAGGGCUGCCAGCCCUCCACAAGGGUGGGGAGCAAGUCCAGGUUCCUUCAGGGAACCCAGAGCCUGCUCCCCUAGAGCUAGGGUGGUGCUUUCUCUGCAGCUGGCCCAGCCUCGCUGAUUUCAGUAGGAUUUUUUCCCAGAGAAAGCUGGUCAGGACCUUUUGAGGCAGAUGACCCAAGUUCUUGCCCCUGCUUUUGGGCAAAGGCAAAUCUGACCCCAUUGCCGAGGACAUUCCCAAACCCCUCUGUGCUCACGACUGACUUUGUAGAAGCCAGGGGCCUGCUACCAGGGCCCUGCCGCCUCUGCUCCUUGCCGUUGGAGUUCAGCCGCAGGGUCAGCCCUGGGCUGCCUGGUUACCUCUCACAUCUCCAGUGCUACCACAGAGCUGGCCUUCAGAAACUGUGUGGGGAAUGAAGGUGACAGGUCCCCUUGAGAGUGAGGGCCACACCUUUCCUCUCUUGUUUUGCUGCUGGAUUUUGGAGACACUGACAGAGGAACAGGUUUUACCUUUUUUAGGGAUGUAAUAAAGGCCCUCCUGGAGCCUGAUGAGGAGACCACCAGCAGUCCCAAGUUCUGAGAAUACAUCAGCUGUUCCCCCGAGCAGUCAAAGGACACACACGAUGGGACCUUUUAUUCAUCCAUGCACCCAGCUGUCUGUCCAUCUGUCCAUCCAUCUGUCCAUCUGUCCAUCCAUCCAUCCAUCCAUCCAUCCAUCCAUCCAUCCAUUUUGUUGUACAUCAGACAUUCAGCAUGCUUUCUCAGGGACAUGCUGUGUGCGGGGCACAGGAGAUAUAAGUGAGGUGUGGUUACUGGCCUCAGGAAACUCUCUUCUUUUUGGAGGAGUCUCUUCUGGAGUGUUCCACUGGAGUUUUCAUCCCUCUUGCACCCAUUACAAAGACGGAGCGCCCAAUUAACCAGAAAUAGACUUUAGAGCUUCAUCUGAAGAUAUCGCGAAGCCCGGCUCCCACCCUGCCCCUUACACUUGGGCUCUCUGUGCACGUGGCACAGACCAUAAAAGUUGAGUUAAGUCUGCAGCCUAGAGGAUGCCCUGUGUGUGGUGUCAGAUGUAAUCUUUCACGUGGCACGUGUGUGCUGUGAGCAUUGUGCUAUUUGAGAUGAAUGGUUAGUAUUUUGUGUUUCCAUGAAAAUAAAUGUUUAAAGAUGUCUCGGGGUUGAUCAAGUUACUGUUCAGUAAAAGCAACCUCUCAGGGAAGAACAGCUGCUGGGCUGACGGCUCUAUUUAAGGGCAUAUGAACCGACCAUAUGAGUUAGAAGGAAAUGCCCGGAGCUGAGAGCAGCCUCCUGCCCAGUCCAUGUCAGCUCUGAGGCUGUGUGCAGGGGUCCCUUCCAGCACUCCCCAUAGUGCACCUGUUUGUGUUGUGUUGUUUUAUUAAAUCAAUUUUAUGUUUUGGUUUUC
Callithrix jacchus (white-tufted-ear marmoset) is the source of this 4988-nucleotide messenger RNA. The record is from RefSeq and is a predicted model, not a curated record. NCBI's taxonomy places the organism in Eukaryota, Metazoa, Chordata, Mammalia, Primates, Cebidae.